Messenger RNA from Zingiber officinale, 3394 nucleotides. RefSeq names its product receptor kinase-like protein Xa21. The record is from RefSeq and is a predicted model, not a curated record. Lineage: Eukaryota; Viridiplantae; Streptophyta; Magnoliopsida; Zingiberales; Zingiberaceae. Bases 1 to 2865 code for a protein of 954 amino acids. Gene Ontology annotation, molecular function: protein binding; ATP binding; protein kinase activity. Gene Ontology annotation, biological process: protein phosphorylation. The transcript has a single exon.
AUGAAUCAGAAUUAUCUCCGUCUAAUUGCUGAAAGAGUCUUCAUCAGACGAAAAGAUCAACCAGAAGCCAUGUCUCUGCUGUGCGCACUCGCAGCUUUCAUCUGCCUCUUGUUCUCGUCGGUCACGGCAAAGGCAACGAUCUCCCCGUGGCCGGAAGGAGAUGAGGAGGCGCUACUGGUUUUCAAAGAGAAGCUCAACGAUGGCGGAGGCACCGCGAUGUUGUCGUGGAACCGAAGCUCCCAUUUCUGCACGUGGCAGGGAGUGACAUGCGGCCGUAGGCACCCGGAGAGGGUGACGGCCAUAAAUCUGACCGCCGCCGGCCUCACGGGCCAGAUCUCCCCUUCCAUCGGCAACCUCUCCUUCCUCCAAAGCAUCUUCCUCAACAACAACUCACUACAUGGUGGCAUCCCUUCCUCCAUCGGCCGCCUCCGCCGCUUGCGGUUCCUCCACCUCGCGUUCAACUCCCUCGGCGGUGAGAUCCCAUUCGAGUUGAGCAAUUGCUCGGAGCUGACAAAAAUCAGCCUGCGUAGCAAUCGAUUCGUGGGAUCUGUUCCGCCAUGGCUCGCCUCCCUCAAGAAGCUUUCUGUUCUUUAUCUUGCCAAUAAUAGCUUCGUAGGAGUGAUACCUACAUCGCUCGCCAACGCCUCAUCCCUCGAGAGCCUGGCGCUCUACAUGAACCACAUAGAGGGUGUCAUCCCGGAAGGCCUCGGCCGACUUGCCCGACUCCAAGUUCUAUAUCUUUCCGUCAACAACCUCGCAGGUACCAUCCCUACUUCGCUCUACAAUUUGACCUCUCUGCUGGAGCUCACCAUGGCGGAAAACCACUUGUCCGGGGAACUUCCGGCUGACUUCGGAAGCAAGCUCCGCAAUCUGCGAAUUCUUUUAUUGGGCAUCAAUCAGUUCAGCGGUCCAUUUCCACCUUCCAUCACCAACUGCUCCGACCUUGAGUAUUUUGAUAUCACAGCGAACAAUUUCAACGGGCGCUUGCCCCCGAACAUGGGAAGAUUAGCAAACCUCACCCGGUUUAACGUUGCUUGGAACCACUUUGAAGCACAAACCGCCAAUGACUGGAAUUUCUUAGCUUCAUUGACCAACUGUUCCAAAUUAGAGUAUGUCUACCUCAAUUCAAACAACUUCAGCGGGUCAUUGCCACAUCUCGUCGCCAAUUUAUCCGAGAAACUUCAAGACAUGUACGUGUCUGAAAAUUUUAUCUCAGGGAGCAUACCGCCGGGGAUCGGGAACUUGGCGGGCUUGCAAAGACUCGUAUUGAGCGAUAACCAGUUCAUCGGCGACAUCCCGGAAGGGAUUGGCCGUCUCCGACAGUUGCACGACCUGGAGUUGGAUGGCAACAACCUCUCCGGGCACAUACCACCCUCUCUCGGCAAUCUCACACUACUGUUUUAUCUCGCUGCGUCCUUCAACGCAUUGCGAGGCACAAUUCCAGCAACACUUGGACGCCUGCAACACCUGGACGUUUUAUUAUUGUCCAAUAAUUUUCUCGAUGGUGCCAUACCGAAAGAAGUUGUCGACUUGCCGUUUCUGUCACACGGCAUUGAUUUGAGCUCUAAUUUACUCACAGGACCGAUUCCUUUGGAGGUUGGAAAGUUAGAGAAUGCAAGAAUUUUCUCUCUGUCUAGAAAUAGAUUGGAAGGCGAGAUACCAAGCACAAUCGGAGCCUGUGAGGUACUGGAGUACUUGACCUUGGACGACAACUUAUUACAAGGGACUAUACCUUCUGCUCUCGGCCACAUAGCCGGACUCAAAACCCUAAAUCUAACGAAAAAUAACUUGUCAGGCGAGAUUCCACUUACAUGGAGCUCCAUUAUAGGGCUGGAACAGUUGUAUAUUUCACACAAUGAUUUGUCAGGCGGCGUUCCACUGUUCUUCCAAAACUUGAGCUUUUUAUAUGCACUUGAUCUCUCUUUUAACCACUUGGAGGGUCCAGUUCCGACCAAGGGUGUCUUCCAGAGCAUUUUUAACUUUUCCAUUGCCGGCAACAAUGAACUCUGUGGGGGCAUUCAAGAACUCCACUUGCCUGCAUGCCCCAUGCAGCAUCUUGAAAGAAAAAAGUCCAAAUUGAUUCCGCUGCUGAUCGCUGGUUCCAGUCUCUGUUUCGUGUUGCUGUUGAUCAUCAUCUUCGUUCUUAUUUACCGGAGGCAGAGCAAAAAACUGCCAUCGACACAAUUGUCUUCUCGGUUGGAUAUCCAGUUCCCAAUGAUCUCGUAUGCUGAGUUGUCGAGAUCUACAGCAGGAUUCGAUGCCGCCAAUCUAAUCGGCAGAGGAAGCUACGGCUCGGUGUACAAAGCGACCCUGGACCAUGAAAACAGAACUGUUGCCGUGAAGGUGUUCGACCUCCAACAAUUGGGAUCCUCCCAGAGUUUUUCAACUGAAUGCGAGGCUUUGAGUCGCAUCCGCCACCGGAAUCUCAUCAAGAUCAUAACUUGCUGCUCGAGCAUCGACUUUAACGGCGACGACUUCAAGGCCUUGGUCUUCGAAUUCAUGCCCAACAAGAGUUUAGACAGGUGGCUGCACUCUCAGCUUGAAGAAGAUCAGCAUCAACAUGCAAUAAAUCUAAGCCUGACACAGAGGCUUAACAUAGGAAUCGAUGUCGCUGAAGCGUUGGAUUAUCUUCACAACAAUUGCAAACCACCGGUGGUCCACUGCGAUCUAAAGCCUAGCAACAUUCUCCUGGACGAGGAGAUGAUGGCUCAUGUUGGCGAUUUCGGGCUCGCCAAGCUCCUCCCUGAAGGAAUGAGCAGGUGCUUGGCUGACAGAAGCAGCUCACUUGGAUUGAGAGGCACCAUCGGCUACGUCCCUCCAGGUGAAACCAAACUACUAAUCAUUCAAUUGCUAAACUUCACUUGAUUAUCCGUUUGUUUCUGGUUUUGCAGAGUACGGAGAAGGCAGUCCUGUUUCCACAAGCGGCGAUGUGUACAGUUUCGGAGUGCUGCUAUUGGAGUUACUAACGGGGAAGAGCCCUCUGGACGACAUGUUUCAGGACGGGCUUACUCUGCCCACACUUGUGGAGACGAGAGGAGCCUUGGAAAUUGUCGAUCCAGUUUCUCUCCUGUAUGAAAAUGGAACGAACUUGUCGAAUAGGAUCGAAGAGUGUUCGAUUUCCCUUGCAAGGAUCGGCCUUGCAUGCACCAAACGCAUGCCCGGGAGUCGAAUGCGCAUGUCCGACGUCGUUGCUCAGCUGCGGGGCAUCAGGAAUUUGUUCGACUGAGAUGAAGGAAGAAUUAUUAUUGCAAUUGACAACAAAUGCAAAAUAGGUGAUAAGUUAAUUUUAUCACUUCGUCAUUUUUUUUUUCGCUAAAAAAGUGAUGAGAAAAAUUUAAUAAUUAUUCUUAUCACGUUGUUGCCACGUGAUACGAAUAAUUAUUAAAUUUUGUAA